GAAUCUACUUAUCGACCCGCCCGGCACUCGCUCAAGUUCUCGGUUAAGGAAUUUGCUGACACAUUACUCACCUCGCUUAGUAAGCCUAGACGGGAACGUUACCGGCUCCUUCCAAAACGUGGUGAAUGAUUGUCAAAAUAAGCCAACAUCUGAAAAAUAUUGAGAGAAAAGAAGAAAAGUCGACUGUGAAUAUGACAUUAACAGAUAUUAACAACAAUACAGCGGAGCAAAGAAACAUGGCGAAAAUAAGUUUUACAUUCAAAGAAACCUUACAACAGGCUGUGAAAGAGGGAAGAAUAACCAUUGGUGGUUAUCAGUGUGCCAAACAAAUGCAAGGGAAGUCGGACAGAUUUGCGUUCUGUGUAUUCCCUGAGCAGACCACUGAUGACGCCAUGACGAGCAUCGAGAGAAUUCUAUUAGAGGCAUAUUGUAGGGAACAUCGCAUUAGAAUUGUGAGGGUCGACAAUUCUAAGAACCUUGGAAAGCUAUUUUGCAAAAUAGCCAACAAACGUUACAACCGUGAAAAUGACUAUAACUGCGUCCUUGUAGAGAAAUCACGGAACAGCAUAAGCCUAGAUGAAGUUUUGUUUAUGGAGAGUCACAGACAGGCUAUGAAGGCGGAUCCUUGGCACGUGACCGAGAUCCCCUCAUAGACUGGUCUCCCAACCAUACCCUUACGACUGGAACCCACAAAGUCAAGAAAACAAUACGUCAGGACGCUUGAGCUGGCGGGGCCGGUGAUGGAACAUGCUGUUAAAUAUCUCAUACUACGGACUCUGUCGAACCACCGGUGUUCUUCAUGGAAGUGGUGCAUUUUAUGACACUUCGAGUUCAUGGGAUAUUUCAAAUAGUGGGACAUCACUGUUAUCGAAAAAUUACAAAAAAAUAAUAUUGCAAUAAUAUAAAUUAUGCAUAUUGUUUUACUAUCACAUAUUAUGUGAAAAAGAAAAGAAAAGGGAAAAAAGGCAAAAGAGGAUUGCGAAACAAAAAAAGAAGAAGAAAAAAUCAUAAAAUAUGUUCAUCGGAACAAGGUCAAAAAUAGUUGGACUGUUCCUGAAAGUGUGUAUAUUGAACUAUAUAUGAUUAGUGUGUUAAGUAAAACAACUGAAGAAUUGACAAGGAGGCCAAGAUAAAGAGGAACAGAAAUAAAAGAGGAUGUGUCAAUGUAACAAGUGUGUCCGUGUAUUUUAUACACCUAAGAUGAACAGUUACUACCCGGAAAAAAUGUACUUAUAUAUCAAUCGUAAUACAGUUGUGGUGUAUUACAAUACACACCGACCUGACUUAGCAACAUAGCAGGUCUGUUUACAAAAACAAGCACACGACUGAGUUGCCAUAUGGGGCAGGUACUGCUACUCGACUGUAAAUGUUGUGUAUUAAGACAUAUAGUUUUAUCAGAUUCCCAAAAAGGAGACAUCGUUCGAGAAAAAAUUACACAGCAUUACAUGCUAGUCGUGUAAAAUGCUUAACAUUGAAGUUGAAAUUCUUAAUUAUAUUUUACACUUUAGAAACAACUUCUCGACUAUUCAUACCUUUGUAAAUAUCUUUGGUUAGUGAUAGAAGCGUAUGGAACAGCAUUGCAUGGUAUACUGUUGUUAAUAUGUUUACACAGUCAUGUAAAAAGGAUGUUUGUUCGUAAUUAAUUGGUGUCGUUAUUCUUGUACAUAUUUUUCUAAGAAUUCAUUCCAUUUUUAUUUGUAGAAUUUAUAACGACGAAGUAAUAAUACGACAAACUACUGAUCAGAGAUAAGGUAUAUGCAUGUACAUUAUCAUUUAAUUAACCAUUGUUAUGUAAAUAAAUAUCUUUAAGUCAAUCUUACUAUUUUGUUAACCAUUGUGAUGUAAAUAAAUAGCAUCAUGUCACUCUUACCAAUUAUUCCGUUGUAUAUAAAAUUUGAUUGAUAUUAUUGAUUGAAUCAAUGGAAUAAAAGUUCGGAA
Mizuhopecten yessoensis (Yesso scallop) is the source of this 1938-nucleotide messenger RNA. RefSeq lists its product as uncharacterized. Gene Ontology annotation, cellular component: nucleus; cytoplasm. NCBI's taxonomy places the organism in Eukaryota, Metazoa, Mollusca, Bivalvia, Pectinida, Pectinidae. The record is from RefSeq and is a predicted model, not a curated record. Gene Ontology annotation, biological process: regulation of cell cycle. The transcript has 6 exons. Bases 126 to 653 code for a protein of 175 amino acids.